AUGACAAGGUGCACCAGGAACCGCAACCCCGCCUCAAGCGCCCCCACGGUCAACCUGAAUCCAUCGGGAAACCGAUCGUACGACCGCUGCCCCGGGCCAAGGGGCGUGGAGGCCAUAACACUCCAGGAUAAGAUAGCGAUCCUGGAGCACACUCAGAAGGCGGGAGAGAUCAAGGUGGGGCUGUGGGGUGGCAACGGAGGGUCUGAAUGGGACAUGGGGGCUGCCGACCGCAUCACCGAAAUCAAGAUUGGCGCCGUAGAGGCCAUCGACGCCAUCGUGAUCACCUUCAUCCGUAAUGAUCAGACGGAGACCAAGCACUUCGGCAGCAUCGAUUUCAAACCCUACGUGAUUUCUCUGCAAGAGGAUGAGUAUCUUGUGGGCGUCGAGGGGUCUGUGGAUACGAUGUGGGGAUUAACUCUGGUGAGGAACCUGACGCUGAGGACCAACAAGGACAGCUAUGGACCUUUCGGCUCCAGUGGCGGAAUACCUUUCUCCGUUCCGCUAGUCUCGGGUAAGAUCAUUGGCUUCUUUGGACGUGCGGGCGAAAUGAUUGAGGCCAUCGGAGUUUACCUGGCACCGAACUAGACCCCUUGGACUGAUACUGCUGCUUCAAUAAAUG
This is a messenger RNA of Musa acuminata AAA Group (dessert banana), 619 nucleotides long. Its product is annotated as protein GOS9-like. Bases 1 to 585 code for a protein of 194 amino acids. The record is from RefSeq and is a predicted model, not a curated record. Gene Ontology annotation, molecular function: carbohydrate binding. The transcript is spliced from 3 exons. Lineage: Eukaryota; Viridiplantae; Streptophyta; Magnoliopsida; Zingiberales; Musaceae.